Molecule: messenger RNA, 1126 nt
Organism: Camellia sinensis
Lineage: Eukaryota; Viridiplantae; Streptophyta; Magnoliopsida; Ericales; Theaceae
Source: RefSeq, a predicted model, not a curated record
AUGUCUAAUGAAAACAGCAUCAUGUUAGCAAAUAUAGAGGCGAAUUGCUGGGCAACAAAUACUACUGCAGUCUGCAGAUUCGUGUCGUACAUUGAAAUGUCUUCCAGAAGUCUCAUAUUGAGCAUCAAAGAGCUACUAGCUAGAACCUUGGAUGGGAAUUCAAACAUAUAUGCGAGAAGCCAACUAUUAUGCAUAUCGGAUCACCAAGAUACACAAGUUCUUAAUCAGCCAGUGGAAGCUGUUAGUCCAAUUUUGGCAGCAAAUUCAGUUAGGGCUUUGAAUGGGGAAUACCAACUUCAGCCGGAUCAGCUCUACUUCGUCCUCCCCGCUUCUAAGCUUCAGUACCCAAUUACUGCCUCCGACAUGGCCGCUUUGGCCGCCAAGGCCAGCCUCGCCCUCUCCCACUCCCUCCAUAAAUCAUCAUCCAAUUCUUCUUCUUAUAACAAACCCUCCUCCUCCUCCUCCUCCUCCUCCUCUAUCCGUCAAGGUCGCCACCACCGUGCUCGUGCCCGCCAAAACAACAUGGCUAGAAUUUCCCCCUUCUUCUUAGAAGAAGUCAACAUUAACAAUAAUACUAGUACGAGUAAAAGUACGAGUACGAGUAAGCGUGAUAAUCAUCAUCAGAGAGUUCCUUCAUCUUCUAAUUCUGAUGGUAAACAUUAUUAUUAUUAUGAGAUGGUGGAGGAGGACCGUGAUGAAUUGAAGGGCUUCUCAGAUAAGUCUUAUCCAGAAGAAGCACUAGGAGUAGCAGGAGGAGGAGGAGUAUUAUCAAGCUCUGUUUCUGAGAAGAAGAGCAUGAGGAUCCGGAGUAAGCAGCGGCAGAAGAACAGAUACAGAUACUCAGGCGGGGCUAAGGUUGCUGUUCGCUCCUUCAGGAUCCAGUUGACCACUAUCUACGAAGGCUCCGUCCUCCAUUUUUAUUGAUUACCAUCACUUCCCCCUCCUUCUUCUUUUUCUUUUUCCCAAUUUUUUACAGUAGGAUAUUUUACAACUGCGGAACCAUAUGUCACCAUAAUUUUUUUUUUUUUUUUCAAAUUCAUGAAUCAUGAGAGCCUGCUUGUCUUUUCUUAAUUUAUGUGACAAAAUGCACCAUCUAUGUGCGAUCAUUUUUACGAUUGUACAAAUU